Messenger RNA from Spinacia oleracea (spinach), 1388 nucleotides. RefSeq names its product fibrillin protein 5 homolog. Lineage: Eukaryota; Viridiplantae; Streptophyta; Magnoliopsida; Caryophyllales; Amaranthaceae. The record is from RefSeq and is a predicted model, not a curated record. The transcript has 6 exons. The coding region runs from base 170 to 985 and encodes 271 amino acids.
AACAUUUUGAUGUAUGGCUAGAACAAAAAAGAAAUUCCAAAUUUUGUUUGAACACAAGUGAAAGAAAGCAUAUGGCUCCUCACUCUUCAGCAAGUCAGCAUUGAGUUCCUAAAAAUAAUACCACCACCCAUAUACUUGGUAUUAUUUUUAGAAACAUAUUUAUCCAUCCAUGGCUACUAAUCUAAUGCAACCCCAAUUUCCACAAUUAUCCAAAAUCAAAAUCCCAAUUACCUCACUCUCACUUCCAACUCCAAUAUCCAACUAUACAAAAUUUAAGCACUGCCCAUUUUCUGGGUUUAGACUCAGAAUUUCUUGCAAUUCUCAAGAACAUAACUCAAGUUUGCUUGUAGAUGAUGAAGACCCUAAUGCCCUUACUAAAGCAAGUAUUUACCAAGCUAUAGAAGGUAUCAAUAGAGGUGUUUUUGGGGUUACAUCUGCAAAAAAGAAAGAGAUUGAGGAUUUGGUGAUGGAACUUGAAGCUAAUAAUCCAACUCCCAAUCCAACACACACUUUGGAUAAGGUUAGUGGAUGCUGGAAGCUCAUAUAUAGUACAAUUACUAUAUUGGGCUCAAAGAGAACUAAGCUUGGACUCAGAGAUUUUAUCAAUUUGGGGGAGUUUUUACAGAUCAUUGAUAUUGCUGAGGGCAAAGCAGUUAACACAAUCAAGUUCAGUGCAAAAGGAUUGAAUCUGCUAAAUGGACUGUUGACAAUUCAGGCUUCUUUCAGCGUUGCAUCACCAUCGAGAGUGAACAUUAACUAUGACAAUUCACAGAUCACCCCAGAACAGUUGAUGAAUUUAUUCAAGAAAAAUUAUGAUCUUUUACUCAGCAUAUUCAAUCCAGAAGGCUGGCUGGAGAUCACGUAUCCUUUGUCGAUCAACUCAUUUAUUAUGCUUAUAAAAAUUACUCCCUCCGUCUUGUUUUACUUGCUCCAUUUUGACCAGAAAGCUCUCACAAAAACUGGUCAAAUGGAGCAAGCAAUAUGAGAUGAAUAGCUAAGAAAACAGUUGAUCCUUGAUGCAAAUGAUGUGUAGAUAUGUAGACGACUCGAUGAGGAUAGGAAGAGAUGAUAAAGGCAACAUCUUUAUACUAGAAAGAGCAGCAAAUGAUCAGUUCUAGCUGGGUCUUCACACCAAUGGCCUAAUUCUAUCAUGCGCUUGAAGAUUUUACUAGGAAAAAGUAGAACACUCAAGUAUGAAGAAGGUAUAAGUGUAUAGGAGUAACCUUCAAUUAUUCAUGUACAUGUCAUUUUGUCAAAUGUAUCAUUUUUUACUCUCACAAAUACAUUACACCAUUGAUAUCAUUUCAUUGUCUAUGGAUCUGUCUAGCAUGUUAAACAAUUGAUUAUAUACUCUCUACAUCUUUUAUUUAUAAGAGUGAAAUUUCGUA